AAGUAUCAUAUGAUUAUCAUAUGAGCACUCAUAUGAUUGCUCAUAUGCUAAUCAUAUGAUUAUUUUCAGCCAGGUGGAGCUUUUACGGAGCACCACACAUGUUAAUCAUGCCAGAAUUUAUAACGUUCUGGCCUUAAUCCAUCAUGUUUCUUGAUAACGGUGUAGCUUCACUCUAUUCAUACGGAGUGUGUAAGGACACUGACAAGAUUUUUUAUCGUGUAAAAGUUUAUAUUUCUACAUUUUUUAAUGAAGCUCCAUAAGAGCCCUGUGUAUUUCGGAGACUUUCUGGCCGCCAUCUUUAUUAACCUUCAAGCGCGUGAACUGAGCGCACGAACCAAGUUUAAAGUCCCAAUAGCAAUAGCGAGAGCCGCGGAAAUCAAAAAGUGCUUCAGCCGAUUUAACAAUUAUUUAUGGAUACGAUAACUACUAGUAGCACUUGGACUACAGCUCUGAAGGCUUUCUCCAACUGGAGAAGUUAUGGGACACUGUAUAUAGAGGCACUGGCAAACGAAUCGCUGUCUACCUCUUUACACACAAAAAUUGCGUGAGAAAAACUACUAAAAACAUACAUAUAUGACGAUAAACAUUCGACCAGAAUAGUAAACUUUCUACAAGAAGUAAAGUAAACCUUCUACGACAAUCUUCAACGUCUAUGCCAUUUUUUUGAUUUAUGGUGGCCCACAGGCUCUCCUACUGACGCUUGUCAUAAUGCUUUUUGUGCGCGAAGUGUGCACAGCUAAAGGUAAAGUAAGUAUUUCUAAGGUAAGGUUAACAAUGAAAUGCGCAAAAAAGAAGAAGCGAUCACUUUCCGACUUUCUACGAAUAAGUUGUGCAUGCUACACUUUAUGGAGAAGGUCUAUAAGGAGACUGUAUACUAUAAAAUUACAAGUACCCUGGUAGAAAAUUGACCCUAUUUCUGGGCAAAAUUUGUUGUCAAAUUUAUUAAAAAUCAAGUAGUAUCAGAAAUUCGUUUCGAUCUGCCUGAGUUUGAAACCGGGAAAAAAAAUAUCGCUCAGUUCGCAAUGAUAGCGACUCGUUGAUUAAGGAUCUCGGGGAUGAACUUGUCGGUUUCUUCAAUGAAGAUGUAGAUUUUGCAAUGUCAUCGGGGGUUUUAUAUAGACCUGGAAUCUCGGUCACGUCUAUAAAGUGUUCGGAGCGGAGCGGUAGAUCGACUGGAAGAAGAACGAGCAGUGCUUAAGAUCGUCCUAUAUAUAGUCUUCUUCCCUAGAUCACACGUCUGAUGGGGGCCAUGUGGAUCGCGGGAGAUGUACGUGUGACCGUCUCGCGUCCAGAGGGGCCUGACGUGUGACCUGGCGAUCCGAGGGAUGGGCCGCCGGGCCUACGUAACACGUAACUCAGCGCAUGCACGUGUUUUCGAACUUGGCUUGCCGCGCAGUCCACUCCGCGUAUUGACUAUUACUAUGUGAAGCGACACGAAGAGUCUGAGGUAAUUAAAUCUGAAAGAGUGUUUGAAGUCAUGAGCCAAGUCGACAGAGGAAAAUAUACGGACCCUGACGAUGCUUAUAUCGAUUCACCGCAAUGUAUUGGGUAUGGUGCAAUAAUUAGCGCACCACAUAUGCACGGUUACGCGUUGGAAUUCCUCGCAGACAAGUUACAGGAAGGCAGUAGAGCAUUAGACGUUGGAUUUGGUUCUGGCUAUUUAACUGUAUGUAUGGCAUUGAUGGUUGGUCCUAACGGUGUUGCUGUGGGUAUAGAGCUUGUGCCCGAGCUUAGAGAUCAAGCUAGAAAGAAUAUUCAAAGUGAUCAUCCAGAGUUAUUGGAAAGUAACCAACUUGAAUUGAUAGUUGGUGAUGGUAGACUAGGCUACCUAGAAAAAGGACCAUACGAUGUUAUUCAUGUAGGAGCAGCAUCAACAGAAUUACCAAAAAAACUUAUUAAUCAACUAGCUCCUGGGGGCCGUAUGAUCGUACCAAUUGGAAAGACGAACUCUGACCCAAAAUUAUAUCAAAUAGAUAAAAAUAUGGAGAAUAAAAUUAAGAAAACGCCGUUAAUGGAAGUUAUCUGUGGUCCACUAUGUGAUACACCUUAUAAAUGUGUGAAAUAAAU
Messenger RNA from Nasonia vitripennis (jewel wasp), 2067 nucleotides. RefSeq names its product protein-L-isoaspartate(D-aspartate) O-methyltransferase. Gene Ontology annotation, cellular component: cytoplasm. NCBI's taxonomy places the organism in Eukaryota, Metazoa, Arthropoda, Insecta, Hymenoptera, Pteromalidae. Gene Ontology annotation, molecular function: protein-L-isoaspartate (D-aspartate) O-methyltransferase activity. The transcript is spliced from 5 exons. The coding region runs from base 1478 to 2065 and encodes 195 amino acids. Gene Ontology annotation, biological process: protein modification process. The record is from RefSeq and is a predicted model, not a curated record.